GAUGUAUCACGACGUUUUUUGCCUUUGCGAGCCAGAGUGGGCGUGGCCUGCGUGUGAUGCAUCUGGCCCGUGGGCUGCCAGUUUACAUCAUUGUAAUUAUCUAGUUUUCAUAUGGAUUUCUGAGCUCAGGUGCGGUAUGAUAGUGCAAAGUGGAAAUUCAAGAUGCAGUUGAUGGAGGGAUGCUCAAAGCAAUAACUAGUGGGCCCCGGGGUCAGAUGAUGUGAUCACAAGUCUCAAACCUUUUAAAUUCUUCAGGAGUGCUGAACUACCAGCCAACUUCGGAAAAACUGUUUUAGGGCAAUCAGGAUUUCAGGAAACAGAUCUCCCAACUAUAACAAAACCAAGUGAAGGGAGGAGGAUCGAUACCAUAGCGAGUGACACUAACAGCCAGGAAUCAUUGAUGAGAAACGGUAAUCCUCUAUCCCUAAUUUACGAAAUACGGAAGUUGAUCCUUCUGAAGGGAUUGCUUCUUUUCAGAUGGCACCUCUGCAGAGCCUCGCUUUCUCUCUGAAGCCCCCCCCACCACCACCACUCCAAGAGGGCACACGGUCCUGCAAGAAGCAAUGCUGUUUGAGUGAAGCCCUGCCAACGCCUUGGAGCAAAGAGAAGGGAAGACACGCGCUUCGGAUCUCUUGCUCCCGCCAGUUUCGCUGCCCUACUAGGAGUUCCGCCUGGUGAGGGUAAAAAAAAAAACGGAGCCGGGAAUGGGAGCUCCGGGGUUUGAGUCGCCACUUCGCCACAUGAUCCGGCCAUCGCGUGACCCCAACUCUAAGCUGGAGGAAGAACAGGACAGAAAGCCUGCAAGAGCUUCCUAGGAGCGAGCGAAAGCGCGCGGCCCUUCCUCCCACCCCGACCCUCUAGUCUCCCAAAAACUUGCCAUGGCCUCUCCGAGGCUGGAAACUUUCUGUUGCCCCAACCGGGACGUCUCCACGAAGCUUGUGGUGUCUUUCAAGCCGGAGGUCUUUUGCGGGGUCUGCCUUGGCAGCGCCUCUGCCGGGAUUCUCUUGAGCGCCCUGCAGCUCCUCCCGAAGAAGGGCCGGGGCUCGCGGGCGAUUUCCAAGGCUUCCUCCUCCACAACCAUCCUCCUCUUCAUCUCCGCCUGUGACAUGCUGGGCUCGCUGGGUAUAAUCUUCCGAUCUAUCAUCUGGUUAGGGUUCCCAGACUUUGUGGCAAAUAUAUCUUUAGCGAAUCAAACUAAUAUAUGGCCUGCUACAUUCUGUGUAGGAAGUGCGAUGUGGAUUCAACUUUUGUACAGUGCUGUCUUUUGGUGGCUGUUUUGCUAUGCUGUGGAUUCAUACUUGGUAGUUAGAAGAUCAGCAGGAGUGAGUACUAUUGUGUUAUACCAUAUGAUGACAUGGGGCUUGGCAAUUUUGCUGUGCGUGGAAGGAGUUGCUAUGCUCUACUAUCCUUCAGUUUCUAGUUGUGAAAAUGGAUUGGAGCAUGCAAUUCCUCAUUAUGUCACCACGUAUGUUCCACUGGUGCUUGUUUUGAUGGCCAACCCAAUUCUUUUCAGUAGAACUGUGGCUGCCGUUGCAUCUUUAUUGAAGGGAAGACAAGGAAUCUACACAGAGAAUGAAAGGCGGCUGGGGACAGAGAUUAAAAAUCGCUUUUUCAAAAUUAUGCUGAUCAUAAUUGUUUGCUGGUCAUCAAAUAUCAUAAAUGAGGGUCUUCUGUUCUACCUGGAAAUGCAACCAGAUAUCAGUGGAAGCUCCUUGAAAAAUAUCAGAACUGCAGCACUGAUCACAUGGAUUAUAAUGGGAGUGCUGAACCCCAUGCAAGGCUUUCUUUUUACAUUGGCUUUUUAUGGCUGGACUGGUUGGAAUCUGGACUUGCAGUGGCAGAAAAGCCCAAUUCCAUGGGAUUCUCUGUCCACCUCAACUGCUGCUGGAAAUGGCUAUGCUUUGCCAAGCGGAAACUCGGUGAAUUUCCAUGACUCAAAGAAAACAUCAACAGUGCCCAUCCAUCAGACAGAUGAAACUUUAAGCAUACUGUCUGAAGGAAAUCUGGGCACCAGUGAGGGAUUAAUGAAGAAUUCUCCUGUCUACCAAGGCUGGUAAACUUCAGGAUUCACUCACACAUUCACUGGCAAGAUUUUAACUGCCUUAAAUACUGUUAGCUUAUUUAUUCAAUUACUAGAUCAGUGCUGAGGAAUGAAUGGAUACAUGAUCCAGACCUUGAAGAAAUGUUCCACUUAAUAUUUACACAAGGUGUUUUUUAAAUGGGAUUUUCUAAUCCUUUAUUUAAAAAAGCAAAACAAAAAAUAAAUGGUUGUUGAGGCAAAUAUGAUACUAGUAAAUUCUGAGCAUGUCAGAAUGAAGUACCAGUAAAUUCUUUAAUGUACUUCUACAGGUGAAACUCGAAAAAUUAGAAUAUCGUGCAAAAGUUCAUUUAUUUCAGUAAUGCAACUUAAAAGGUGAAACAUAUAUGAGAUAGACUCAUUACAUGCAAAGCGAGAUAGUUCCAAGCCUUGAUGUGUCAUACUUUUGAUGAUUAUGGUUUACAGCUCAUGAAAACGCCAAAUUCACAAUCUCAGAAAAUUAGAAUAUUGUGAAAAGGUUCAAUAUUCUAGGUUCGAAGUGUCCCACUCUAAUCAGCUAAUUAAGCCAUAACACCUGCAAAGGGUUUCUGAGCCUUUAAAUGGCCUCUCAGUCUGGUUCAGUAGGAAUCACAAUCAUGGGAAAGACUGCUGAUCUGACAGUUGUGCAGAAAACCAUCAUUGACAUCGUCCAUAAGGAGGGAAAGCCUCAAAAGGUAAUUGCAAAAGAAGUUGGAUGUUCCCAAAGUGCUGUAUCAAAGCACAUUAAUAGAAAGUUAUGUGGAAGGGAAAAGUGUGGAAGAAAAAGGUGCACAAGCAUCAGGGAUGACCUCAGCCUGGAGAGGAUUGUCAGGAAAAGGCCAUUCAAAAGAGUUGGGGACUAUCACAAGGAGUGGACUGAGGCUGGAGUCAGUGUAUCAAGAGCCACCACACACAGACGGAUCCUGAACAUGGGCUUCAAAUGUCAUAUUCCUCUUGUCAAGCCGCUCCUGAACAACAAACAAUGUCAGAAGCAUCUUACUUGGGCUAAAGAAAAAAGGAACUGGUCUGUUGCUCAGUGGUCCAAAGUCCUCUUUUCUGAUGAGAGCAACUUUUGCAUCUCAUUUGGAAAACAAGGACCCAGAGUCUGGAGGAAGAAUGGAGAGGCACACACUGCAAGAUGCUUGAAGUCCAGUGUGAAGUUUCCACAGUCUGUGUUGAUUUGGGGAGCCAUGUCAUCUGCUGGUGUUGGUCCACUGUGCUUCAUUAAGUCCAAGGUCAACGCAACCGUCUACCAGGAGAUUUUGGAGCACUUCAUGCUUCUUUCCGCAGACGAGCUUUAUGGGGAUUCUGACUUCAUUUUCCAGCAGGACUUGGCACCUGCCCACACUGCCAAAAGUACCAAAACCUGGUUCAAUGACCAUGGGAUUACUGUGCUUGAUUGGCCAGCAAACUCGCCUGACCUGAACCCCAUAGAGAAUCUAUGGGACAUUGCCAAGAGAAAGAUGAGAGACAUGAGACCGAACAAUGCAGAAGAGCUGAAGACCGCUAUUGAAGCAUCCUGGUCUUCCAUAACACCUCAGCAGUGCCACAGGCUGAUGGCAUCCAUGCCACGCCACAUUGAGGCAGUAAUUGAUGCAAAAGGGGCCCAAACCAAGUACUGAGUACAUAUGCAUGCUUAUACUUUUCAGAGGUCCGAUAUUGUUCUAUGUACAAUCCUUGUUUUAUUGAUUUCAUGUAAUAUUCUAAUUUUCUGAGAUUGUGAAUUUGGGGUUUUCAUGAGCUGUAAGCCAUAAUCAUCAAAAUUAUGACAAAUCAAGACUUGAACUAUCUCGCUUUGCAUGUAAUGAGUCUAUCUCAUAUAUUAGUUUCACCUUUUAAAUUGCAUUACUGAAAUAAAUGAACUUUUGCACAAUAUUCUAAUUUUUUGAGUUUCACCUGUAUGUCUUCUUCAGCUUGCAUUGCCAGCAAGACAAUUUUACUUAAUGAAAGAUAUUAGGGACUCUUAUAAUUCUAAUGAUUUACCUUAAAAUUGAAAACUAAAAACAUUCCACUGUAACCUAGUAUAUAAUUUACAAAGCAUUACAUGGCUUACUAUUAUUGCCUCCUUUUCUUGUUCGUUUCCUCAGUUGAAAUCAUCCUACAAUCUUAGUCAUAGCUGCUUCUCUCUCUUCUUCUUUCUUUCCUUAACAAGCAGAGAUGUGAUUGUGCUAGAAGAGGGGUAGGGAACAAUGGCCCUUUUAUGACUUGUGGACUUCAGCUCCCAGAAUUUCUGCCAGCCAGCCAUGCUCAGGAAUUCUGGGAGCUGAAGUCCACAAGUCAUAAAGGGGCCAUCCUUCGCCCCUCCUGUGCUAGAAGUUCCAUCACUCCUCUGAUGAUAUUGACUCCUUUAUUCUAACUACCUUCUGGCCAGCACUUAUAUCCAAAACACACGCUAGUUAAGAUUUAGUUCUGCAUUCUGUUUCUCUACUGACCAAUUACACAGUUGUGAGUUAACUUUUGGAGUGGGAUGAAUUGCUUUGUAUUGUAUUAAUCAUUCCUGUGUCUUUCUAGAUACAUAUUACCAUCUUAACUGUGAUGGAAUGAUUUUUGUUAAAAGUAAUGCAUAAAAAAGGCAUGCACCACUAAUGCAAGAUGCAGUGAUACAAAUUAUGCAUGAAAGAUAACUAGUGGUAUUCAAAUUAGCAAUCGCCAAUAUCUAGAUUGCCUUGGUCUGCUACAUGAAACCAAACCAUAGAUUUUGUUCAACAAAUAAGUUAAAGGAAAUUAUAUCUUAGGAAGUUUGUAAACUAACAAUUUAGUUUUUGACCUUUAUUGUUAUUUCUUACACAAUACACUAUUUUUUAUAAAGAAUUGUCUAAUUAGCAUUUGUCUACACCUUCUGUCAAUCUAAAUUAGCCUUAUAUAUUGAUGGUGUAUUAUCAGCUAUGUAGAUAAUAUAAAAUCCUUUUCAUUGUUAUGAUGGGCCUGAGUGGCUGUUGUCAUAAUGCAUGAUAUAUAAAGCUCAGAAAACCUAUAAGCUACGGUAGUUUAAAAUUGCACUCUUUGUUAUGAUAUAUUUUAGUAGAACAAACAAUUCAUCUUCUCUUCUGCAGAAAGAAAAGGAUGGGAGUGUCUCAUAUUAAGCAAAAGGAUACUGAAUAUCCACUGAAGCGUUAAGAUGGUUAUAUACAAACAGAGCAAUGUGGCAUAACAAUUAUAGAUCUCAUUUAGGCCCAAAAUGCCACUUAUGACUUGUUAAAUUGACCUGAUAUACCAGGAAUAUAACGAUUAAAAAGGUAGAAUUUUGCCUGAGGAGACAUAAAUGUAAUAUAUUAGCUAUAUUCUCCUUCAUGUAUCAAGUAUUUUGCUAAUUAUACUCUUAUUGAAAAUUUGUUAUUAACAUUUAUAUCCCUCUAUAUGUUCAAAGCACUAGGAAUCUAUUUUGUUCUGUCUCCCAGGAUAGUAUCCAACUAGUUUUUUAUCUCAUUACAGAGAUCAAUUAAGAACAUAGUUAUGAAGACAGAAGACAGCCAGUCUGGGGUAGUGGUUAAGGCAUCAACCUAGGAACUGGCAGACCAUGAGGUCUUGCCUUAGGUUCAAUGCCAGCUGGGUUACCUUGGGCCAGUUACUUUCCCUCAGCCCUAGGAAGGAGGCAAUGGCAAAUCACUUCUGAAAAACCUUGCCAAGAAGGUUUUUUGGCAUUUGUCUGAGCAGUCUUUAAGAAUCUGGCAUGAUUGGAAGAAAUGGAGGUAGGAGUCUGGCUUGUAGAUGGUGGGGCUAGGUGAAGGAAAACUUGAGAAGGAACUGUUUGGUCCAUCAGCUUUUUGGCAACCAACCGAAAAAUGAAAGAUCUAACUAACAUUUAAAAAACCAGAGAAACCAAAACGUGCCUAGAUGGUGCAUACAGUGAAAACCAAUUAUCAACUGUUUUCUAGACUUGACAUGAGUAUAAUACCUGGGAUUGAUAAAACAGUUAAAAGUUGUAACCUUUUGAUUCCAAUUUUGUUAUGUUAAAUCUGAUCAUGCAUGUAAUAUUAUAGUGAUUUUAAAUAAACAAAGCAACAGCAGAAUUUUAGAAAUUAUUUAUGAGUUACCACUAUUUAAGCAAUAAAGUUUAAUUUUGGAACAAUCUUGGAAAAGUCCAAAUCUUAAGAAAGUUACUAUCAGACUGGCAAAUCUGGUCAAAGAGCUGGAACUUCUAAGUAAAACAAGUACCAAAAAUAUUUGAAAGCUAGUUUGAAAAUUUAUCAAGGCUGUUUUUUGGAGAAUUAGGAAGCAGUAGUGGAUAACAGAUACACAAUACACAAGAAAACACUACAGGCCUAGAUAUAUAAAACACAUCUGUAUAGUUAAACAUCCAGGAGUUCAUUAGAGUUGGGUUGAGUUGGAAUUUUCAGAUUUAUCAAGGGUUUCUGCAUUAUGAACAAAACAAGUAUCAGUUGUGGAUAUGGAUAGCGUAUUCAAGACCUUUCUCCUGGCCCAGAAAAUCAAUUGAAGUGAUAUUGUAAUAUUUGCUUGUUAAACCAAAGCAAAUUUCUAUCUGCUGCAUUAUAUAUGGACACUCUGGGAUCAAGAAUUGAAAGUUUGUUUCACUGACUUUUUGUUAGUGUUCUUUAUAAAUCAUUAUAAAGCUACAUGAUAUAAUCUUAUCCCAUUUCUACUAUAAAAGAUGAGUCCAAUUCAAUAGUCACCAGUGGGCGCAUUCAAAAAGAUUGAGAAAAUGUGUAGAAUUCAACUUAUUAGAAUGGCAACGGAAAUAACACCUUCACAUCUAUGUUUGUGAUUGUUUCUUUUUAAUUAAGGAAUACUUUCAGGCCACAUUUUCACAAAAAUAAAAGAAGCCUGGACUUUCACACAAACUGAAAGCCUAAUGCCUCUCAUACUGGGUAAAUUACCCAAUAUUGGGCAAAAGUGGUAUUUCUUUGGCAACCCAUUGCCCAAUUACAACAAGAACAUUUAAAUAAGGACUUUCUGAUCAGCAGUUUUGGGUAAUGAAUGAGAAAGUUUGGGAAACACAGCUGAAAUCUCAUUUAUUUGUUGAUGCAUUAAAGAGGUUCAAAGGAGGGAAAGAAAAAUAAUGCAACAUUAACUUUGAUGACUGAAAGUCACAUUUCCAAUCCCAAAUAACAUUGUAACUGCAUUCAGCUGUUUUCCUGUCAAUAGUAGGAAACUUACGUUUUUCCACUGUGGUUUUUCCAUCUAUGCCAGGAGAUGGAAAAUGAGGCAAAACAUCAAAGUUUGGGUUUUUAACAUUUCAACUCUUAUUGGGACUUUGUAAAUUUGUAUAAUAAAAUUCUUGCUUUUAAGACUUUAAA
Messenger RNA from Pantherophis guttatus, 7311 nucleotides. It is a transcript of the gene GPR143, whose product is annotated as G protein-coupled receptor 143. Gene Ontology annotation, molecular function: L-tyrosine binding; L-DOPA binding; L-DOPA receptor activity. Gene Ontology annotation, biological process: regulation of calcium-mediated signaling; G protein-coupled receptor signaling pathway; melanosome organization. NCBI's taxonomy places the organism in Eukaryota, Metazoa, Chordata, Lepidosauria, Squamata, Colubridae. The record is from RefSeq and is a predicted model, not a curated record. Gene Ontology annotation, cellular component: melanosome membrane; plasma membrane.